AUGAGAAGAAGCAGGACUUACUUAUCAAGAUGUCCAGGAAUGAUUCAAUCAUUAAUUAAUCAGGGUUACCAACUUGCUGAUAGUUUAUUAUCAGUCUAUCUCCGUGGCAAAGGCUGUCAACCAGCUGAGGCUAUUCUUAAUCGAGAAGAAACUAGAAAAUUAAAAGUCAAUAACUUAGACUUAACAAAUUAUCCUAAUUUAGAGAAAGUUACUAUUGAUAGUAAAUAUGUAAAUGGAUAUUCAUGUUAUUUAAAAACUCCCCUAACUAAUCUAAUUCUUCCAGAGAAUUCUUUGCUAAAGGAAAUUGAUUGUUCGCGUAAUAAUCUCACUAACUUAGUAAUUAAUCAGCAACCCUACCUAACUUAUUUAGCCUGUGAAGGUAAUGAAAACUUAACUAACCUCACCGUCACUAAUAAUCCUAGUUUAACUGAACUUUAUUGCUCUAAUUGUCAACUAACUAAUACUAAUUUUAUUUUGGCUAAUAAUCCUCAGUUAACAAUCCUAAAUUGCUCCAAUAAUCAAUUAACUAAUCUCAACUUUUUUACUCAGUUAACUAGUUUAAAAAAACUUCUUUUAAGAGAUAAUCCCUUGACUGGUAGUUUAGCAUCUUUACAAAACUGUCAGCAGUUAAAUUAUUUAAGUAUUAGCAAUACUAACCUAAAUAGUGGUUUAGAAUAUUUACCCAAGAGUUUAGAAAGGCUUGAAUGUGACGGUGAAUUAGCUAAACAAUUAAAAGGUUAUGAGAAAGAAAAAUAUGUUCAAGAAAUAAUGGAAUUAGAAAAUAGUCUAAAUAAUUUAAGUUUAGCCCUAGUUAAUUCCCAUGUCCAAAAUCAAACUAUUAAUCAAGGUUUAGCAAUUUUUAUCUUUGAAACAGAAGAAAAAAUUAAAGAGUUAAGCAAGCAAAAUCAAGAGUAUUAUGAAGCCAAGAUUGAACAACUUCCUUAUCCUUCUACUAAAUGUCAAUACUAG
Molecule: messenger RNA, 969 nt
Organism: Scutellospora calospora
Lineage: Eukaryota; Fungi; Glomeromycota; Glomeromycetes; Diversisporales; Gigasporaceae
Source: the annotation of a GenBank genome assembly